This is a messenger RNA of Pimephales promelas (fathead minnow), 677 nucleotides long. Its product is annotated as solute carrier family 46 member 2-like. NCBI's taxonomy places the organism in Eukaryota, Metazoa, Chordata, Actinopteri, Cypriniformes, Leuciscidae. Gene Ontology annotation, biological process: transmembrane transport. Gene Ontology annotation, molecular function: transmembrane transporter activity. Gene Ontology annotation, cellular component: membrane. The record is from RefSeq and is a predicted model, not a curated record.
GACAUGGACAUCUUGGAUGACAUGGGGCUAGAGGAAUCAUGAUGUUCGCCUGUGUUCCCAUGCCAACUCUGCGAGCAAUGCUGUCCAAGAAUCUGCCUCCUCAGCAAUAUGGGCGAGUAUUUGGGCUGCUCCAGCUGGUUCUGGCUGUGACUGACCUCUUGUCUAAUGUCUUUUUCACCUCCAUUUAUCCACUAACUCUCGGCUGGUUCAGUGGCUUCUGCUUCCUCCUCUCCUGUGCCAUUAGUUACAUUAGUGUCGUCCCGAUCAUUUAUCUAAGUGGCAGAGAACAUGGAACCUGAGAACAUGAAAAUGUGUCUGUUGCAAUUCUUUUUGAGCUGCUAAUGAGAUAUGGUGAUUGAAAAUAUAUGAUCAAAUUAUAUUUCAAUGCGUUUGCAUUUCAUGAGACACUUUGCAUUCAUUCACAAAAUUUUGUGUUCUCUUUCAAAAGUAUUACAUUCCCCAAGAAACGUUGUUUUUUUCACAGACCCUUUGCGUUCUCUCACCAAAGUUUUGCAUCCCCAUUAAACUUAGGGUUCACUUGCAAAAGCACUGAAAUAUUCACAAAAGUUUUGCAAGUGAGGGCAAGAGCAUUGAAAAUACAAUUUUUCUUCAUAUGUCAUUUUUCCCCAUCACCAUGUGCCUUAAAGGGAUUGUACCUAAAACGAAAAUUAAAGGAA